Molecule: messenger RNA, 1003 nt
Organism: Cadophora gregata
Lineage: Eukaryota; Fungi; Ascomycota; Leotiomycetes; Helotiales; Ploettnerulaceae
Gene: ATP5
Product: ATP synthase F0 subcomplex subunit OSCP atp5
Exons: 4
Coding region: 135-842 (235 amino acids)
Biological process (GO): proton motive force-driven mitochondrial ATP synthesis
Cellular component (GO): membrane
Molecular function (GO): proton-transporting ATP synthase activity, rotational mechanism
Source: RefSeq, a predicted model, not a curated record
CAGACACUAAAAUCGACAUCACGUGAGCUGCAAGUGUGGAGAAUGGACACCCGGUUUUUGACGACGAUGCUCUCAAACUAAGCUCAAGCUCAAGGUCUCAUCUCCUACUCCAACGUCAAUUGAACACCUCCAUCAUGCUUUCGAGUCGAGCAAUCCUCCGCGUCGCGCGGACCUCAGCUCCCCAACGGGUCGCCACCCCAAGAGUUCUCGCCGCCAGCCAAAUCCGAUCGUACGCUGCUCCUGCGGCUGCAAGCCCCGACUCGAAACCUCCCAUCGCCCUCUACGGCCUUGAUGGCACCUAUGCCACUGCGUUGUACACGGCUGCCGUGAAGAACUCGACUCUGGAAAGCACCGCCAAAGCCAUUGCUGCUCUCAACGACGUCUACCACAAAGAUGAUAAGCUUGCCACGAUCAUGCAAGCACCAACGCUUAGCGCUGAGGACAAGUCAGCCAUCGUUGCUGAGCUGCAGAAACACACUGGAGCAGCGGGAGACAAGGGGGAUACUGUGAAGAACUUUCUCAAUACCUUGGCCUUUUACAACCGAUUGGGUCUCUUGAAGGGUGUCUGUGAGAAAUUUGGAGAGUUGAUGAGCGCGGCAAAGGGCGAGGUUGAGUUGACAGUCACAAGCGCCUCACAAUUGGAUGGCAAGAUUUUGUCUCGACUUGAGACUGCCGUCUCAAAGUCGCAGUACGUGGGUUCGGGAAAGAAGCUCAAGGUCACGAACAAGGUCAACCCAGAUAUCCUUGGGGGACUUGUGGUGGAGAUCGGAGACCGAACUAUCGAUCUCAGCGUCUCAGCACGCAUUGCGAAGAUGAACAAACUUCUUACUGACACCUUGUAAAAUACUAUCAGCUCCUGUUUUUGUCGGUGAAGGAUGGCAGUUUGGGUGAAGACGGCGGAACACGAUGUGUAUGUAUCAGAGUUGAGAAUGAGAGAAUUCCCAUUCUAGUCUACCAACCGCGAUUCGACAUUUGCAAGCUGUUAAAUUCAUAAAGAAAUAAU